Messenger RNA from Falco peregrinus (peregrine falcon), 2328 nucleotides. RefSeq names its product defective in cullin neddylation 1 domain containing 4 (gene DCUN1D4). The transcript is spliced from 9 exons. Bases 764 to 1552 code for a protein of 262 amino acids. The record is from RefSeq and is a predicted model, not a curated record. Gene Ontology annotation, molecular function: ubiquitin conjugating enzyme binding; cullin family protein binding; ubiquitin-like protein binding. Gene Ontology annotation, cellular component: ubiquitin ligase complex. Lineage: Eukaryota; Metazoa; Chordata; Aves; Falconiformes; Falconidae. Gene Ontology annotation, biological process: positive regulation of ubiquitin-protein transferase activity; protein neddylation.
UAUUGCUUGCUUCUGUGCUGUGACUUAAAAGAUUUUGUGGAUGUCUUAAUAAAGCAUAGCUAAACUUGGAUGCGGUUGAAGCUAAGAGAAGGUAGCUUAGGCAUGCUGGAGUUCUUCAUAUUUUCUUGCAAGUUUCUUUGGCAUCGCUUUGUGUCUGAAUUUUUAUACCUCACCUCUCUCUUCCUUUCCUUUUAAAAUUCUCUGCGUAACACUUAGAGCUUUGAUAGCUCUUUGAGUUGCUCUUACACACACCUUUCUCAGGUGUCCGUGUGGUGUUCAAUACAUGAAAGUAGGACAAAAUUUUGCCUGGAGUGUUAGCCUACUGUUUUCAUGAGACAGCAAUGGCAAUUUAAUGACUUGCUGUGGUCAAAAGGGCUGGUCCUGUGCUCUUUCUUGUGCUAAUUUACAGAAAGUUGUUAUUCUUUUUUGCUUGGGUUAAUUAUUCUACAGGUUUGGUGAACUGGAUUGGCACACUGAAGAGUCACCAGGGACAUAGGAGUGUGUGUAGCUGAGAGAGAAGGGGAGGGAAGGAUUGCCACUUGAUUGGCAUCAGUGUCUUGAAUUGGCUGUUUCCUAUUUGGGGACCCUUAUUCUUUGAGAACUAUCCAGAUGAUACAGCCAGCCACUUACGUUUUUUUCCCCCUAGUGGUUGCUGAAUGUCUCUUCCCCUGUCCCCGUCCCUGCCAAAAAAAGAAAGAAAACAAGAAACCAAAACCAAAGAACGAACAAACAAAAAGCUUUCCUACCCCGUGCUCUCUGUGUCAUGAAAAACUUGGGCCUUGAAAAUAAAAAGGUUCUGUUUUCUAGAGGAAGUCUCCGGUCUUGCAGUUCAUCAGACUGCUUUAGUAAAGUGAUGCCUCCAAGGAAAAAGAGGAGACCUGCAGCAGGAGAUGAUUUAUCUGCUAAGAAAAGUAGACAUGAUGGUAUGUAUAGAAAAUAUGAUUCGACUAGAAUAAAAGCAGAGGAAGAAGUCUUUUCGAGUAAGCGAUGCUUAGAAUGGUUCUAUGAAUACGCAGGCACUGAUGACAUUGUAGGGCCAGAAGGUAUGGAAAAAUUUUGUGAAGACAUUGGAGUUGAACCAGAAAAUGUAGUUAUGCUUGUAUUAGCGUGGAAGUUGGAUGCACAAAACAUGGGCUACUUUACAUUACAAGAAUGGUUAAAAGGAAUGACAUCACUGCAGUGUGAUACUACAGAAAAAUUGAGAAAUUCUCUGGAUUACUUGAGAUCUUUAUUAAAUGAGCCUACCAAUUUUAAACUUAUUUAUAGAUAUGCAUUUGACUUUGCACGGGAAAAGGACCAGCGCAGCCUAGAUAUCAAUACUGCCAAGUGUAUGUUGGGCCUUCUUUUAGGAAAGACAUGGUCCCUUUUUCCAGUAUUUCACCAGUUUCUAGAGCAAUCAAAAUACAAAGUUAUCAAUAAGGACCAAUGGUGUAACGUUCUUGAAUUCAGCAGAACAAUUAACCUUGACCUCAGUAACUAUGAUGAGGAUGGAGCCUGGCCAGUGUUGUUGGAUGAGUUUGUGGAAUGGUAUAAAGGAAAACAGAUGACAUAGAAGUUUAACUAUGCACAGCCACUCAAGAGUCACUGUUACCACAGUUAUGUCAACCAUUAGCCAUAAACUGCUAUUUGUAUCAAAGUGCAUGCUGCUUUUCUUGCACUGCAUCCCUUUUGCAGGGAACUUUUGAUGUUUGCUAUUUAACAAGCUAGCUUAUGCUUGCUGUGUAGCAUUGUUCUCUUUGAAGGCUGCUUUGCAUUUUGUAUUUACACUACAAAUUGGUGAACUUGCCAGCGUCUUCACUGUGAUUAUGUGUAUAUUGCUGUCUAAAUUUUGUAUAUGUGUAUAAAAAAAAAAGCUUCACCUAGGGAUAAUUUCUGCAGAAAUGUAUUGUAAAAAUAAUUUUGUGGCAUAUUUCUAGUCAUCACUUACAUGUUUGCUGAAACUUAGGUUAUUUUGUUUUUCUUUUGGUCUCAAAUGUAGCAUUUCAGAAAAUGAAAUGAACAGACUGCUUGGACAUAGUUAUGUAAAGAACUAUUGUCAAUUUUAAUGUUACUAUUUGAGAUGCCAGUUUCUGAGGGGAGAAGACACGCUGUGACUUUCUUCACUGGAAUUCGCCAAACCUGACCUAUUGCUUAAUAGGAAUGAAACAUCGGUGUCUUAAAAAAAAAAAUAUAUAUAUACACACACAUAUAAAUAUUAAAACACUGUAAUAGUUGUACAUGCCACAGAUGAUUUCCAUUUGAAGAAAAAAGUAUUGACUUUUUAAUGUUCAAACUGCAGUAGUCAUUACAGGUACAAAUGAACAAAUUAAAGUACCUUUUAAAAAUGGG